AUGAAACCCCACGUUCUCAGUUCAACCCCUUCUCGUUCUCGCCGACCCAACACCGACCCGAACCCUGGUAUAGACCGUCACGGUAUCGUUGGUUUUGCUCUCAGGGUAGCAGUCGAUGUGCCAACUCCUCAGCCUCGCUCAAAGUGGCGCGGAACGAUACCAGGUCGGAAUACCAGGAACAGGAGAACAUCGUAUGUCUUUCGAGCCUUUUGUUCUUUCUCCCAGAACAUUGGCAACAGCAAGUUGAAUUCAGGAGCUGGUCAGUCGUGGGGUGUAGGGUUUGUGAUAGUGUUGCUCUCUCUCCCUCUCUCUCUUUCUCUCUAA
Messenger RNA from Marasmius oreades (fairy-ring Marasmius), 324 nucleotides. RefSeq lists its product as uncharacterized. The coding region runs from base 1 to 324 and encodes 107 amino acids. NCBI's taxonomy places the organism in Eukaryota, Fungi, Basidiomycota, Agaricomycetes, Agaricales, Marasmiaceae. The record is from RefSeq and is a predicted model, not a curated record. The transcript has a single exon.